Stegastes partitus (bicolor damselfish) is the source of this 4825-nucleotide messenger RNA. RefSeq names its product myoneurin (gene mynn). The coding region runs from base 112 to 2493 and encodes 793 amino acids. The transcript is spliced from 9 exons. Gene Ontology annotation, biological process: regulation of transcription by RNA polymerase II. The record is from RefSeq and is a predicted model, not a curated record. NCBI's taxonomy places the organism in Eukaryota, Metazoa, Chordata, Actinopteri, Pomacentridae. Gene Ontology annotation, molecular function: DNA-binding transcription factor activity, RNA polymerase II-specific; protein binding. Gene Ontology annotation, cellular component: nucleus.
UCACGUGGAUAAUGGCUGGAGAUCGCGGAGAUUAGAAGAGGGACCGACGAGCUCCGAGGAGGCGAAGCUGUGACUGUCCAGCAGCUCUGACACACUACUGACUCAGAAGCGAUGGCGUACGUCACCAACCACGGGAAGCUGCUCCUGCAGCGCCUCCACGUGCAGCGGGAGAUGGACUUCUUAUGUGACAUCACCAUAAUGGUGAGAGACGUGGAGUUCAGAGCUCAUCGCAACAUCCUGGCUGCGUUCAGCGAGUAUUUCUCCUCCCAGGCCGAAAGCGCCGACGAGGUCACGACUCUGGACCCUGAGAAGGUCAACAGAUACUCUCUGGAGAAGCUGCUGGAAUUCAUCUACACGGGACAGAUGAACCUCAGCAGCACCAGACAAGCAGCGGUGCGUCGAGCGGCUGUUUUCCUGGGAAUGCCCGAGGCCACAAAGUACCUGGAGGAUCUCCCUCGCUUGUCCGAGCCCGGCGAAACGUCCGGGCUCAAAGAUGACAAAGAAGCCGGCCUCUCUACUCCCAGUCCGGCUUCUCCCAGCAGCCCCAGCUCCCCUCUUCCCCUGUCCAUCGUCUCCAUCGCGGGGGACUGGCAAGAGAGCAAGAGGGAAGGCAAAGAGCAAGACAGCAAGGCCAGAGAAGCAGGCGGAGACGAUGAAGGCAGGAGCGAUGACGAGUACAGCCCCACGACGCCGAAGAGCGCCGGGCGAGGACACGCCAAGAAGCGAGGCAGGCCCAGGAUCUUCAAAGGGGAGGACGGAGAACCGAGCAGCUCCACGGACGCCACACCCAAAGUCCAGAGCUACAGGGGGAGGGGGAGGCGAAGGGGGAGGCCGAGAGGGAGCGGCAGGGGGAGAGGCAGAGGGACGUCCAGGGGGAGAGGAAGAGGAGUCAGCAGGAGCGAAAACCUCUCUGUGGAUGAGUCGGAUACGAGUGUGAAGGACUUCGGCGACAACUCGGCAGACUGGAGCCCAUCGCAGGACGACGACUCUCCGACCAGGAAGGCUCAGCUGAGCGCCGGAGAGGGCAGGAGAGGACGAGGACGGGGGAAGGCGAGAGGCAGGGGGAGGGGAAGGGGAGACAGCAGAAGUGAUGAUCUGUCCGUGGACGAGUCGGACACGAGCGUGAAGGACUUUGGCGACAACUCUGCCGACUGGAGCCCCUCGAACGACGACAAGUCUCUGAUCAAGAAACCCCGGCUGAGCUUCGGAGAGGCAAGGAGGGGCCGGGGCCGGGGGAAGGGCAAGGGGAGAGGCAGAGGGAGGGGCAGGAGGAGGGCCGAGGAGGACGAGGACGAGGACAUGGAGGAGGGCGAGGGAGAGGGCGAGGGCGAGGAGGGCGAGGCCGGGGAGGAGUCAGAGCUGGGCGAGCUGUCGCUGUUCUGCACCGAGUGCAACAAGCAGUUUAAGGACGUGAGCAGCCUGCGGCGGCACGAGAAGAUCCACAAAGGCCUGAAGCCGUUCUCCUGCAUCUUCUGCUCCAAAACCUUCAGACAGGCGACGCAGCUGAAGACGCACCUGCGCAUCCACACAGGCGAGAAGCCGUUUGGUUGCUCCGAGUGCGACAAGUGUUUUGCUCAGAAGUGCCAGCUGGUCGCUCACCGCCGAAUGUAUCACGGAGAGGAGAAGCCGUACGCCUGCGACCGCUGCGGCUUCAAGUUCGCUACCUCGUCCAACUACAAAAUACACCUCAGACUUCACAGCGGGGAGAAGCCGUACGUCUGCGACGUCUGCGGUCAGGCGUUCGCUCAGUCCAGCACGUUGACGUACCACAAGCGGCGACACACCGGGGAGAAGCCGUACCAGUGCGACCUGUGCGGCAUGUCGUUCUCGGUCUCCUCCUCUCUCAUUGCACACGCUCGAAAACACACAGGCGAGACUCCGUACAAAUGUUCGCAGCUGAACUGUGACGCCAAAUUUGUCACGUCCUCUGAACUGAAGAAACACAUGCGGCGGCUUCAUCCAGAGGGCAACAACGGCGUGCAGUGUCUGCUGUGUGGAAACAGAUUCGCCAGCGUGAAGAACAUGAUCAAACACCAGGAGAAGGCUCACGCCGAAGAGGUUCGGCAACACAGGGAGCGGGCCAGAGCUGUCGUCCUCCUGGCGUCCAGCCAUCCUGUGGCCUUCGUCCAGAGCCGACUCACUCAGACGAACAAAGGUCUGGUCUCCAUCCCCGAGGGCGAGCCGGCCAACCCCGAGCCGGCCACGCCGAGCCCCAAAGCCACGUCGGCGUCCGCGGCCUCGUCCGACGCCGCCACCACUGACUCUGCCGACGCCGCCAUCAUUCAGGACUUCAAGGCGGAGCCCUCUCACACGCCGCUCACCACCGCCGACCAGGUGACCUUCGAGGCCGACCAGGAGCAGACCAUCAACUCGGACACCCUCCACGCUCUGGUGGAGCAGCUGCGGCCGCCGCCCUCGCCGGCGCCGGGCCUGGAGCAGAUCGUCAUCAUCAGGACGGUGGACACGGCCGAGGGCAACCCUCCUCAGCAGUGAGGCUCCAGCUGGAACUCUUCACUUCCAACAAACGCCACAGUCUGUUUUCACAAUCAGGCUCAUGAAACACACUUCAGUCAGCAGCCGGUCAUGUGUGAUCCUCCAGUUUAACGGCAGUUUAUUACAACUUGGGCCUCAUUUUUAUAGUUUUGUCCAUCAUUUCUAUCAGUGGGAAUAAAUCUGAAACAGUGGAGCUGUUCAGGCGGGAACAAACCCACACCGACCCACUGAACUCACUGUGUAGGGAUAGACGAGCACUACAACCUACUGUCAUCAUGGAGAAGUAUCCACAGACUAUUUUUUUAAGAAACAAAUUCAAUUAUUAGUCGAAAAGUUGUUCUCAGACACCAAAGUGUUCGACCAUCAGUCCAGCGUCCAGUUUAGUGACGUAAAACAGAGAAAAGCAGCAAAAUCUUUAAUUUGAAAAACUAAAAACGUCAAAGAAUUCUCACUGUUUCUGCCUGAAAACUCCCUGAAAUGACUGAUUAUAAAACACAGCUGCCAGUUAUCGUUCUGUCGAGUCAUUUCAGCUUUUGAGCGCACAUUUUGCAAAGAGAAACUAUUUGAAGUUGUGUUGUUAAUCUGGAUAUUAAUCAUCAAAUAAUCCCUUUUUGUUUGUUUGUUGAAGUUGGAAAUUGUUGCAGAACGUUUGUCGAGCAGCCAGAGAAACCUGGUUGGCUGUGACGUACGACAGAAAAUCAUGAAGUCGUCACAUCUGAGAAGCUAGAAGCAGCAAACUUUAGACGUUUUUACUUCGUCUGUCAUCAAAACUGUUAUUCGUCCUCAGCAUUUGCUGCUUAAAUUUGCGUCGAUCGAUUAAUCAGUGCAGCUCUAAUCCAGAAAAACUGCUGGUUUGGUCGAAACAAGUCGUCGUUUUGUGAGUUAAUAUGAUGUUAAUACUUGUAGGAUUCAUGGUCAGAACUACAGAAAUAAGACCGUAGUUGUAAAACACUGGAAUAUUCAGCGAGAAAAGUGAAAUAUAAAUGGACCAGAAUGGAUUUAGAGUUCAUGAGGAGAUGACGGGAUGAGAGGAGAGCAGCUCAACAGGUUUUCUUGAAGCUGCUCUGGCCUGCAUCCAUUAUCUCAUGUAGCAUCCAUCAAGCAGUGAAGUACACAAACCCCACUAAUGAGUCUAUGUUAUGAGCAGAAAUCUGUCACUAUGAUUGAACUAACCUGCUAAGCGCUCUGUAUGAACACACUGAUCCUGGUCAAUAGACAAACAGGUGGCGAAUUAAAGGAAAUCUGACUUAAAGUGAGGCGUUGGACCACCAGCACAGAAGAAUUAUCUUUAUUUAGUGUUGUGGUGAUGAUGGAGGAGGAGAGCGUUUUCUAUCAUUUUGGACCAAAUCUCUUGAAUUGUUCAGUUCGGUUGAGAUCCGGUGACUGUGAAGGUCCCGGCGUGUGAUUAACCAGUGCAUCCAGUGGAUCCUCGUGCUGCUCCCACAGCAGAACAAGGCCACCAGUUCUCCUCAGUGAAGGCCUCACGGGUUCAGGUUUUCCUUUAGUUUGUCCCCCGUUUGUAGAUUUCUGUCAGUAUCUUAAAAUGUCUGUUCAUGGUGGAGAACCGGCUCAAGUUUUGCAUCGAAUUCAAUGAUGUUUCCACAGUAAUCACAAGGCAAGAGUCCAAUUCCUGCUUAAGAGUAAUCGUUUUAAUUAUGAGAACAAGCUCACACAUCGGGACUCGGUACCGUGGCGUAAACACAAACUGGAGGAGACUCUCUGACUGGCGGCUUCAGCUAAAGACGAAUCAAACAGAAACUGACUCUUUCUUCCAGUGUGGGAACCGCUGACUGUGGCCGAUGAGUUUCAGAACACUGAAGAUCCACGAUUUUACCAAAAAAAACAAAAACCCAUUCAGACUAACAACCUUUUGUCCGACUCCUGCAGCUGUUUUCUGUUGGAUGGAACAACGAAGUGUGAGGAAGAUUCUGGGACAGUCGGUUGAACUCCUGCAUUGUUUUAAUAGUUAACGUAGUGAGUAGCGGCCUUGCUAUGGCUUUGAGAUGUAAGUUGUUUCUGUUCUUGUUUUCUUUUUUAAUUCAUCGUUCGGUAAAUGUUCCACUCUGCAGUGUUUGACGUGUGACGGUGGCUUCAUUGAACACAACCCUGCUGAUGUAGAGGCCAGGUUUUCUCUUUGUUUCAGAGCAGCCGUUUGAAAACUGCAAUAGGACGAAGCUGUUUGUUCAUUUCAUGCUUUUCUUUUUUUUUUGUUUUCUUUUGUAUAAAUCCUCUGCAUUACCUGUACAGACAUGUGAAUUACGUAUACAAGUUCACUACUGUAUAAACACUGUACAACAGAAUAGACAAAUAAAAUUGAAGACAAAAAGUGACA